AUGCGUAUUAAUCCAUUGCGUGCAGCUUACUUGUGUUACGGCAAUCCAGUGCCAAUCACAAAUGUAGGAAGAAUAGUGUGCAUCAUGUUCUCCCUUUUUGGCAUUCCACUGACGCUGGUUACCAUUGCCGAUUUGGUGCUUCAUCCAAUUUCAGGCAAAUUCCUUUCGGAACACCUGGUGUGGAUGUACGGAAACUAUUUAAAGUUGAAGCACUUUUUGUUCUUAAAACGAGGAGGACGAAAGGAGCGACGAGAACAUGUGUGUGCACACUGCCAACGACAUGGUAUAGGGCACGAUAUGCACAUCAUCGAAGAGCAAAGAAUUCCUGCAUUCCUGGUGCUAGCCAUUCUUGUCCUCUAUACGGCACUUGGAGGUGUUCUCAUGUCAAAGAUAGAACCGUGGACGUUUUUCACUUCAUUUUAUUGGUCAUUCAUUACAAUGACUACUGUCGGGUUUGGUGAUUUGAUGCCACGUCGUGACGAGUAUAUGUAUAUCAUAUUGUUAUAUAUUAUCUUAGGUUAG
This is a messenger RNA of Strongylus vulgaris, 522 nucleotides long. NCBI's taxonomy places the organism in Eukaryota, Metazoa, Nematoda, Chromadorea, Rhabditida, Strongylidae. The record is from the annotation of a GenBank genome assembly.